Gavialis gangeticus (Gharial) is the source of this 1392-nucleotide messenger RNA. It is a transcript of the gene TMX2, whose product is annotated as thioredoxin related transmembrane protein 2. NCBI's taxonomy places the organism in Eukaryota, Metazoa, Chordata, Crocodylia, Gavialidae. The record is from RefSeq and is a predicted model, not a curated record. Gene Ontology annotation, biological process: brain development. Gene Ontology annotation, molecular function: disulfide oxidoreductase activity. Gene Ontology annotation, cellular component: membrane-bounded organelle. Bases 22 to 927 code for a protein of 301 amino acids. The transcript has 8 exons.
GGCGCCCCAGCGGAGGUGAAGAUGGCGGUGGUGGCGCCGCUGCUAGCGCUGCUAUGCUCCGUGCCCGGCCUGUGCCGCUGGCUGGCCCGGCCCUACUACCUGCUUUCGGCGCUGCUCUCCACCGCCUUCCUGCUGGCUCGUAAGGUGCCGCCGCUGUGCCAGGGGCUGCCCACGCAGCGCGAGGACGGCAAUGCUUGCGACUUCGACUGGCGGGAGGUGGAGAUCCUGAUGUUCCUCAGUGCCAUUGUGAUGAUGAAGAACCGCAGAUCUAUCACCAUAGAGCAGCACAUAGGCAACAUCUUCAUGUUCAGCAAAGUGGCCAAUGCAAUCCUCUUCUUCCGACUGGACAUCCGCAUGGGGCUGCUGUACCUCACCCUGUGCAUAGUGUUCCUGAUGACCUGCAAGCCCCCCCUCUACAUGGGCCCUGAGUACAUCAAGUAUUUCAGUGACAAAACCAUUGAUGAGGAGUUGGAGCGGGACAAGCGGGUGACAUGGGUUGUGGAGUUCUUUGCCAACUGGUCUAGUGAGUGCCAGUCAUUUGCACCCAUCUUUGCUGACCUCUCUCUCAAGUACAAUUGCACAGGGCUGCACUUUGGGAAGGUGGACGUGGGCCGCUACACAGAUGUGAGCACCAGGUAUAAAGUGAGCACCUCGCCCCUCACCAAGCAGCUGCCCACCCUGAUCCUCUUCCAGGCUGGGAAGGAAGUAAUGCGUCGGCCACAGAUUGAUAAGAAAGGCCGGGCUGUCUCUUGGACCUUCUCUGAGGAGAAUGUGAUCCGGGAGUUCAACCUCAAUGAGCUGUAUCAAAAGGCCAAGAAGCUGUCUAAGCAGCCACGAGAUGAUGUGCCUGAGGAGGCUGCAGAGCGGCCAGAGGUCCUGGCUGCUGGUGUGGAGCUCCCUAAUGGUGAAAGCAAGAAGGACAAGUAGAGCCUUUCCUACCCUUUCCAGAUAACCCCCUCCUUCCCCUUUUGUUUGUGCUGCAGCAGUGCCCAGCAAGGCCCAGCUAGAGGCUGGUGUCCCAGCAUAACUAGUGGAAGCUGUGUGAUUGAUGGGUCAUGCCACCCCACCACUUCACCCCCCACACACAGAUGCACCCUGUGACAUGUGGGAUUAGUCACAUCUCUGCAUCUCUACUCUUUCCUUUCCUGGGACAGGGUGCCCCCAUGGGAAUGGCAGAAAGGGAAGGAGGGUCACUGAGCCCCAGGAACUGGUGAUGGCUAGCAGCAAGCUGCAAGGGGUGAGAAGUGAUGGUUUUGCUAGGGCUGAGCACUGCCCAUGCUUAAUCAAGCCAUGUCAUUGUGGUCCAGAAGGGAGAUUCUACUUUGACAUCUAAAGCAAUUUGGCUUGGGGGUAGAGGGUUGAUUCUCCCUACACUCCCAUGCUCCAGCUUGG